Besnoitia besnoiti is the source of this 4104-nucleotide messenger RNA. RefSeq names its product rhoptry neck protein RON9. The record is from RefSeq and is a predicted model, not a curated record. Bases 1 to 4104 code for a protein of 1367 amino acids. Gene Ontology annotation, molecular function: protein binding. The transcript has 9 exons. Lineage: Eukaryota; Apicomplexa; Conoidasida; Eucoccidiorida; Sarcocystidae.
AUGGAGCGCACCGGGGGCCGUCGUCCCUCUUUCGUUUCCCGUUUUCUCUCUUCGUCGUCCUCCGCGAUGAUUGUCUUCGCUUCCCCUCUCUGCACGUUCCUGGUCCUCUGUCUCGUCCGUAGUUCUUUAGAAGUCUCGCUGGCAUCGCCUUCGUUCUCAGAUGUAUGGACACCGGAUCCGUCUCCUUCUCGGGCGUGGUCAGGUUGGAGAGAUGCCGCGUCGGCCGCACCCGAAGCUGAAUCGUCGUUUUCUCUCCCCCCCUCUGUGUUUUCACUGGAAGACGAGAACGACGUUCCUGCAGUCUCUUCCUCGUUCUCGCCAUUUCAUGUCGCCCACCGGUCACUGGGCGGAUUUCCUGCUUCUCGGAAGCUGCAAACAGACCGCCGCUUCCCUCUGCAUCGCGCGAGUCCAGCCAGCUGGCUCGCGCUCAGCGAGGACAAGGACGACGACGGAGGCGACUCCGAGAGCGAAGACAAGGAGGUCCCAGCGGAGGGAGACAAGACCGAAGAAGAGAAGUCCGCUGGCGAUGAGCCUGACGCCGAGGAAGAUUCCGACGAGGCCCCCGAGAAACAGGAGGGAGCGCCAGAAGAGGAGGGCGAGCUGAAGGAGGAGGAAGUGCCGGCCGCGGCUGAGCAAGGAGAAGGAAAGGAGGAAGGCCAGCUUUCCAAUCCGGAGCCUGAUGCCACGCCGGCAAGGGCGCCAGAGGGGGAGGCAGAGGCGAAACCAGAGGCUGCUAAGCCAACCGCACCACAAGCAACACCUGAGGAACUCACCAAAGAAGGCACAGAAGCUGCCAAAGCGAAUGAAGGCUCAGUAAAAGAUGAAGAACCGAAGGAGAGCGAGACGCCAGAGGAGUCGAAAGACGGGGAAGAAAACUCCGAAGACAACCAGGGUGACGAGAAAGCUGAAGAGCCGGAGGGAGAAGAGAAGGCGACAGAGAGUGCGGAAGAAGGAGAAAACGCCGAGGGCAGCCAGGAUGAGGAGAAUGCAGAAGAGUCGAACAACGGAGGAGGGAAGGCUGAAGAAGAGCCUAAGGAGGGAGAGGAAACGAAAGAAGGAGGUGGCGACGAGGCUACAGAGAACAAGAGUGAACAGGCGGAGAGCCAGACUGUUGCUGCCUCUCCAGCAGCGGGCAGCGAAGCUCCUUCUGCUGAGAAUGCCGAGACAGCGGAGGAAACGAAGACCAGCGCGCCCGAUGUGCAGGCUGUAGAGUCCGAGCCCCAGGGCGGGCAGCCCUCCUCUCAGACGGCCGCGGAGGCAUCUGAGGCCGCCGCCUCAGAGACGCCACAAGCAGAGGGCACAGAGCCGGAGAGUCUAAAGCCGGUCGCCGAGGGAGACGAUGAAGGGCAGGGACCGGCGAAAGAAGAACCGGAGGCUGGAGAGGCAGAGGGUUCAGAGUCUGCGGGCGAGGAGGAACCCGAGGAAGGCAACGCAGAGGCAGCUGUAGGCGAGUCUUCCGAACCUGCAGACAAGGAGACAGAAGCCGCCCGCAGCGAACCUCCAGCGGCGCCUGUCGCCCGUGACCAGAAGGUAGACGCGGCAGAAAAGCCCGAGGGAGAGGUAGAAGCAGCAGAGAAAACCGAGGGAGUGGAAGAAGCAGCAGAGAAACCCGAGGGAGAGGGAGAAGCAGCAGAGAAACCCGAGGGAGAGGGAGAAGCAGCAGAGAAACCCGAGGGAGUGAAAGAAGCAGCAGAGAAACCCGAGGGAGAGGGAGAAGCAGCAGAGAAACCCGAGGGAGAGGGAGAAGCAGCAGAGAGACCCGAGGGAGAGGGAGAAGCAGCAGAGAAACCCGAGGGAGAGGGAGAAGCAGCAGAGAAACCCGAGGGAGAGGGAGAAGCAGCAGAGAAACCCGAGGGAGAGGGAGAAGCAGCAGAGAAACCCGAGGGAGUGGAAGAAGCAGCAGAGAAACCCGAGGGAGUGGAAGAAGCAGCAGAGAAACCCGAGGGAGUGGAAGAAGCAGCAGAGAAACCCGAGGGAGAGGGACAAGCAGCAGAGAAACCCGAGGGAGAGGGAGAAGCAGCAGAGAAACCCGAGGGAGAGGGAGAAGCAGCAGAGAAACCCGAGGGAGAGGGACAAGCAGCAGAGAAACCCGAGGGAGAGGGAGAAGCAGCAGAGAAACCCGAGGGAGUGAAAGAAGCAGCAGAGAAACCCGAGGGAGAGGGAGAAGCAGCAGAGAAACCCGAGGGAGAGGGAGAAGCAGCAGAGAAACCCGAGGGAGUGGAAGAAGCAGCAGAGAAACCCGAGGGAGUGGAAGAAGCAGCAGAGAAACCCGAGGGAGUGGAAGAAGCAGCAGAGAAACCCGAGGGUGAGGGAGAAGCAGCAGAGAUACCCCAGGGAGAGGGACAAGCAGCAGAGAUACCCCAGGGAGAGGGAGAAGCAGCAGAGAAACCCGAGGGAGAUGAGCAGGCUGCCUCUGAGGCGUCGGCGGCGCCUCAAGAAGCGAAGCCACAGGAAGCUGAAGCCGCGCCUGAGAGAGGCGACGCGGAAUCCGGAGCGGCCGCGGGCGAGAUAGCGGGUGAAGCAGAAAGAGACAAAGAGGCAGCAGAGCAGGAGGCGUCAGCCUCCACGGAGGGAGGCGAGGCCAAGGCGGACCAAGCGGCUGCGGAAGGCCCGCCGACUCCCUCGCAAGGCGCGCCUGCGGCGGAUGUGCAGGUUGGUCCUGAAGAGACAGGAGAGGUGAAGGAAGGCUGCUACUUCACGCGGAGAAGAGAAAUCGAAGCGGAGGCGAAGGCGCUCUUGGCGGUUUGCGAGAAGAACGACAACUUCACCAAAGUUGAUCGUGGCUUCUGCGACGAGCUGUUUAGGAGAAUCGACGGGCCCUACACCGUGGGCGAUGUCUCCGCGCUGCUUCGCGCUGCCGAUGCGGCGAACAACAUCAGCCGUAACUUCCGCUUCUGCCGCGCCACUGCAGCGAGCAGUCCGCCACGCGUGCGAGAGGGCGACAGCGUGAUCCACGCGGCGAUCGCGGCCUCGAAGCCGCGUGUCGUGGAGGUGCUUCUGCAGUAUGGCGCCUUCCCCAACAUCGAGGCCUUCCCCGUGUCUCCCGAGGUUGCUCUACGAACGGGAAUGCGGCCGCUGCACUACGUCGCGCGGUUUCAGACGCUGGAGAACUACGAGACGCUGUUCCUGCUGCUGCAGUAUGGCGCCAAAAUCGACGCCCGAGAUGUCGGCGGCCGCACACCGCUGAUGAUCGCCGCGCGGUCUGCUCGCCCGCACGCCAAGCUCUUCGCGAGGGCCCUUAUUGAGCACCAGGCAGACGUCAACGCGAAAGACAAGGCGGGUUUGUCAGCCUUGCACUACGCGGCGAAGGCGAACUCGAAGAAGAUCGUCAAGCUCUUGAUCAACCGCGGCGCGACUGUGAUGGCGGCGGACAUCCGCGGGAACACGCCUUUGCACUACGCCGCAGCCUUCAACGCGCCCAAGGCCCUCGAUGCGCUUUUCGCCCUGGCAGACAACAUCAUCGACAUCAACGCAGCCAACAAGCAUGGCAAGGCGCCGAUUCACCUGGCGGCCGCACCGUGGUCUUACGACGUGGUUCCUGCGAGCCUCGCGCCGCCACUAGCUCUCGAGGUGCUUCUCGCGCACCAUGCCGACCCCGUUGCCCGCGACGCGCACGGGAACACGCCGCUGAUGGAUGGAGUCAUCGGCGGGUACUUGGAGAUCGUCAAGCGGCUGCUGCAAAUCGCCAAAGUCCCGCUCGACGACAAAAACAAGGACAACAAAACUGCGCUGGACCUUGCGCGCGACACCUCCGAGCGCAACGGCGACGAGCUUGUCGCAUACCUAAAGGCCGUCGGCACAGGGCCCUAUUGUCCUUUCAUUCCUCGCGUUCCGAACUCGACGCACGUCUUGUCUGACACACAGCUGGGCUCCUUCAUGCGCGUGGGCGACACGGUGACCUACGAGUGUCACACCGGCUUCCAGUUGCUGGGUCACUCGACGAUCACCUGCAUGACCCGCGACGGCGCGCCGGAAUUUGUUCCGGAGCCUCCUAUCUGCAGUCCCUUGGCCCUGGCCGCUGGAGUCUCUCUCUCUGCCUGGCCCGCUGGCCUCGCGAUGGCCGCUGUUUUCGCAUCACUGCCGCUCGCGCAGGUCGCCUGGUAG